Penicillium cataractarum is the source of this 2256-nucleotide messenger RNA. RefSeq names its product sterylglucosidase 1. The record is from RefSeq and is a predicted model, not a curated record. NCBI's taxonomy places the organism in Eukaryota, Fungi, Ascomycota, Eurotiomycetes, Eurotiales, Aspergillaceae. Gene Ontology annotation, biological process: ergosteryl 3-beta-D-glucoside catabolic process. Bases 1 to 2256 code for a protein of 751 amino acids. Gene Ontology annotation, molecular function: steryl-beta-glucosidase activity. The transcript has 3 exons.
AUGGGUCUUCUGCGUCUUCACAUCGAUGGGAAGGUGUUUCGGGAUCCUCAGAAUCGAGAGAUUGUUCUGAGGGGUAUCAACGUUGCAGGGGAUGCCAAGUACCCGAAACAGCCCGAUCUUCCUUCGUUUGUUUCGGACAAGUUCUUCGAUGCAGAUGAUGUUUCGUUUGUCGGGCGGCCCUUCUCGCUGGAAGACUCGCACGCCCACUUCAGAAGACUGCGCAAGUGGGGCUAUAAUGCGAUCCGAUAUAUCUUCACAUGGGAGGCAAUCGAGCAUGCCGGUCCCGGCAUCUACGACGAAGAGUGGAUCGCAUUCACUAUUGAGGUUCUGAGAAUAGCGAAGCAAUAUGAGUUUUACGUCUUCAUGGACCCGCAUCAGGAUGUGUGGUCUCGAUUGUCUGGAGGAUCAGGCGCACCAAUGUGGACACUUUAUGCGGCAGGUCUAAAUCCUAAAGGGUUCAAAAAUACAGAAGCUGCACUCGUUCAAAAUACAUAUGAUAACCCUGCCGAUUUCCCCAAAAUGAUCUGGAGCACGAACUACACCCGUCUCGUAUGCCAGACCAUGUUCACCCUCUUUUGGGCAGGCAAGGACUUUGCACACAAAGCUAUCAUCGAUGGCAUGAAUAUUCAAGACUAUCUACAGACUCACUUCAUCGCCGCAUGCAAGCACCUAGCGCAACGAAUUCACGAGGCUGGGGAUAUUGAACAUGCUGUAGUAAUUGGCUGGGAGAGUAUGAAUGAGCCCCAUCGAGGCCUCAUUGGAGUGCAGGAUAUUUCUAUCAUUCCCCCGGAACAACAGCUUCAGCUUGGAACCUCACCAACGGCCUUCCAAGCAAUGCUCACAGGCGCUGGACGAGCUUGCGAGGAAACUACCUGGGGCUUUGGCAGCUUUGGCCCGUACCAGACAGGCAGACAACUUGUGGACCCCGAGGGAGAAUUGGCCUGGCUCCCUGCCGGCCAUGAUGAUAGCAAAUAUGGCUGGCAACGAGACUCCGGAUGGAAACUCGGAGAGUGCAUUUGGGCCCAACAUGGAGUCUGGGAUCCAGACACGGAUACCCUACUUCAGAAAGACUAUUUCUCAAAGGUGCCUAGCACUGGAGAACCCUUGAACUACGAGAUAUUCACCAACACAUACUUUUUGGAGCACUACCGAAAAUACAGAGAUGCGAUUCGGGGCAUCUGGCCUGCGGCGAUACUGCUGUGUCAGCCACCCGUGAUGGAAUUGCCUCCUGACUUGAAAGGAACGGAGGACGAUGACCCAAACAUGGUCCAUGCUGUCCAUUACUACGAUGGUCUAACUCUUUUGACUAAACACUGGAACCGCCUCUACAAUGUGGAUGUCAUUGGUGUCCUUCGAGGCAAGUACUGGGCACCGGCGUUUGCUGUCAAGGUUGGAGAAUCGGCGAUCCGUAAUUGUCUGCGUGACCAACUCAAAUUCCUCCGCGAAGAGAGUUUGAAGUACAUGGGCAAUCAUCCACUUCUCUUCACCGAAAUUGGCAUUCCAUAUGAUAUGGAUAACAAGCAUGCCUACGAGACUGGAGACUAUAGUAGUCAAACGAGCGCGAUGGAUGCCAACCACUUUGCUCUCGAAGGCAGUACCUCGAAUGGCUUUACCUUGUGGGUGUAUCAGACAGAGAACAAUCACGAAUGGGGCGAUCUUUGGAAUGGAGAAGACCUGUCUAUCUACUCCCGAGACGAUUUGGAGCUUCCGACCAAAGCCACGUACACGUCCCUGAAUCCACAGUCUCCGGCUUACUCUGAAAGCCAUAGCAGUGGAGACGAGCCGGAAGUCGAUCCUCGCAAUCUCAAGCGCGCACUCACAAACCCAUCAAUCACCAGUGUUAGCUCUCAAACUCCCAAGGGCUACCGGGCCGCCGAGGCUUUCCUUCGCCCAAGUCCAAUUUAUGUGAAUGGAGCACUGGGCAGCCAUGUCUUUGACCUUCGGAGUUGUACGUUCACCAUGACUUUGACGGCGAAGGUCGCUACCCCAUCCGAAGCCCCAACAGAGAUAUACCUGCCCGAGUUCCACUUCCCUGAUGGUGUGACUGUCAUCGCGGUAAGCGGGGGGAAGUGGGAAAUUGACUACCAGGAAAUCAAGACGAUUAAGAUCCAGCGAUUACGAUGGUGGCACGCCGAAGGUGAGCAGAGCAUCAAAAUCGAGGGAGUCAAGCGCAAAGCAGGAGAGUAUUCUAAUCCAUCUGGGGACGACGUAACAUAUCUUGAACAGUGCCAGAAGGGCGAUUGUCUUGUCAUGUGA